Molecule: messenger RNA, 2461 nt
Organism: Varanus komodoensis (Komodo dragon)
Lineage: Eukaryota; Metazoa; Chordata; Lepidosauria; Squamata; Varanidae
Product: D-beta-hydroxybutyrate dehydrogenase, mitochondrial-like
Exons: 7
Coding region: 196-1239 (347 amino acids)
Molecular function (GO): oxidoreductase activity
Source: RefSeq, a predicted model, not a curated record
GGCCGGGCCGGGCGCACUGAGGCGAGCGGCAAGGACGCGCGGACGGCGCCGAGCGACCGAGCGACCGACCGACGAGGGCACGCCGGCGCAGCCAGCGCAGCGCGCAGGGUCUCCGCGGCGCCGCCCCACGAAGGAGCGCACGCAGGACCGGUACAGGUAAAGGAAACCGUGUGCCCAGCCCAGGAGGACGCCCUCAUGGCAGCCAUCCUCACCGCCGCCCGCCUCGCACGGCCACUCGCCCAGUUGGCAGUAAAAGCCCCUCACCUCACGGAGGCCCCCGCUGGCCGGCAGUCCCUUCCAGAGCUCCCUUUCUCAGCCACCAGCCUGCCGGGCCGCCGCCCCUAUGCAACGGAGGUGGAGGAGAUCGGCGAGCGGCCCGUCCUCAUCACCGGCUGCGACUCCGGCUUUGGCUUCGCCCUGGCCAAGCACCUGCAUGAGAAGGGCUUCAUCAUCUAUGCCGGCUGCCUGCUGAAGGAGCAGGGCCGGGGUGGUUCCAAGGAUCUGGACGGCAUGAAGAGCGACCGGAUGAGGACGGUGCAGCUGAACGUCUGCGACAGCGAGGACGUCAACCGCGCUGUGGAGUACAUGACGUCCACCCUGAAGGACCCGCAGACUGGACUCUGGGGCCUCGUCAACAACGCCGGGAUCUCCACCUUUGGGGAGGUUGAGUUCACCAGCAUGGACACCUACAAGGAGGUGGCUGAAGUGAACCUGUGGGGCACCAUCCGCACCACGAAGGCCUUCCUGCCCCUCAUCCGCAGGGCCAAAGGCCGCGUCGUCAACAUCAGCAGCAUGAUGGGCCGCAUGGCCAACCCCGCCCGCUCGCCCUACUGCAUCACCAAGUUCGGGGUGGAGGCCUUCUCGGACUGCCUGCGCUACGAGAUGCGCCCCCAUGACGUGAAGGUGUGCAUCGUGGAGCCCGGCAACUUCAUCGCCGGCACGAGCCUGUACAGCCCCGAGCGCAUCCAGGCCAUCGCCGACAAGAUGUGGGACGAGCUGCCCGAGAUCGUGCGCCGCGACUACGGCCGGAAGUACUUCGACGAGCAGAUCGCCAAGAUGGAGUCGUACUGCGGCAGCGGCUCCUCGGACACGUCCCCCGUGAUCGACAGCAUCACGCACGCCCUGACCUCCACCACGCCCUACACCCGCUACCACCCCAUGGACUACUACUGGUGGCUGCGCAUGCAGGUCAUGACCCACAUGCCGGCCGCCAUCUCGGACCGCCUCUACAUCUACUGAGGGGUGCGCGCCCUGCGGCCGGAUCCAGGGAGGGAGCUCCCCGCGAAGGUUGCGCUGUGCAAGUCCCCCCGUAGUCGCUUGGUUAGUUGAUUCCCGAGCCCCGUAUGCUAGCCCUAAGCUGUUCUUGUUGUUGUUAACUUAUGCCUCUGAGCAGAAUUCGGACCCCCUGCAGGGUGUGCCCGGCGAGCAGGACCGAGCGCGCCGUCCAGAGGGAGCCAGUCCGUUCAUUCCAGCGGUCCCCGGGUCUCCUUCCUCAUCCAAGCAUCUAGACAAAUGCUUGACUUCAGUGGCAGCAGCUCUGAAGAACUGGGGCUUCUGGAGUCCCACCUUUGUGGAAUAUUGUUACGGGGAGGUGAGGUGGCCUCCCACCCAGCACGCCGUGGCAGCCGCAGCCCCACCAGGGCAGCCGGGAAGUCCUUCCCAGGACGCAGGGGCCGGACCUGGCAAGGCUGCCCACCUGCCCCGCGGGGCUUCUGCUGUCAAGGGCGGGUGCUGGAUGAAAGGAGCCCUCCCAAAAGGCAGCCACUCGGCUGCGCACGCUCCUUCCACGCGCUCAGCAGACCAGGCCCCCUCAGCUUCCACAGGAGCGCCCGUCCCCACGCAUCCCACAGCCGUGCCUGGGCCGCCCCGUCCUGUGGAGGGGGCAUGUGCAGGAUCCGCGCGCAUGGCCCCCUCCCUCCCCACACGCCUGUCCCCGGGGCCGUGCCUGCGCUCGUAGCUCUGUGGCUGAAGCCAGACUGGUGCCCAUGGACAGCCAGCGCCACCAGCCACACACUCCAGGGGGGAUGUAGGCAGGCUGUCCUUGGACCAGGAAGGAGCUCUUCCCAUGGGGCUGCAGAGGUCCAGCCCACCCCAUGCUGCCCCCCCAUCAGCUGGGGCCUGCCCUGCCACUCCACAGACCCGAGCCCCUCAGAGGGUGCAGCCCCCGAGGUCUUGCAUGGGCCCUCAGGAGGGGUCCCGGGCAGGCAGCGGGCCCUGCUGGCAGCCCGGCUGACACUCCAGGCUCCCCCCAGUGCUCUUUGUACUGACGGUCCCUUGGAGACGUUUUCUUGAUGCUCCGCAGGGGAACAGAACUCUCACUGGAAGCUUGUUGGGAGCGUUUGCAGCAGUGGGUGGGCAGGGCAGGGCAGGGGGCUGCAUUUCUGCAGCGAACUGACAACCCGAGGAGGUGCCUGUGCCCGGGUGCCUCUGCCUUGACUAACAUUAAAUGACAGUGACAGAG